AUGUCAGAAAUCGAAGCACCCAGCCGUCCACCACCAGAUCUUGCUAGACUCCAUCAGACUAGCUCGCCAACUGUGCCAACCAAGCUAACUAGCGACGACACCUCACAGAAUCAAUCCUCCAAGACUCCUGGGGUUCUGCGUCGCCAGCUUCAUGAACAGGGCUACAUCCACAUCCCGAAAUUACUACCACCUCAUCUCCUCCUAGCAGCCCAAGCAACGUCCAAAUAUCUCGUGUCUAGGACACGGACAGGUACUUUCUGGCCGUAUGUGCGAACUGUGCCGAAACAAUAUCCACCCUGGCCUGAACUGAAUCUCAAAGCGCCCAACCCUGAUCUGAAUAUAUGGGGCGUGCAGCAUUUAUUACAUCCAAACUUGACGAGUUUGCGAGAUGUGUAUGCCGAGAUCUAUUUUAGUGAGGAGGUCAUAGGUGUGGUUAGGGAAUUGCUUGGAGAGCCUGACGAUACUACUACAGAGAGUAGUGGCCAAGACAGGGCAGCGGUUAGCGAUGAAGAUCUGGUGAUGGAGUUGUUUAAUCUAUUGUGCUCACCGACCAAGAGUCACGACUUCGAAUUAGCUUGGCACAGAGAUGAUGUACGGCCUGACGUAUCGCCAGAUAUAGAGGAACACGAGCUGAGGACGAAAACGCCUGGCGGAAGACAAUUGCACGCUCAGUACAAUAUUGCGCUAUUUGACGACGAGAGUUUGAUAGUAAUAUCUGGCUCACACAGGCGAGUUCGUACACAGCAAGAGAGGGAUGCAACACCUUACCAAACAGGUCUCGAAAGCGAGAUCGUGGUGAAGCUACAACCUGGUGAUGCUGUAUUUUACGAUUCAAAUAUCCUGCAUCGAGGUGUAUACAAGGGCAUUGAUGAGAAGAACGAGUUGGGCCGGAUGACGUUACACGGAAGUGUUGGAUUGAAGGGCUAUGGUAACGAAAGGAGUAGGCAGGUUUUGCAGCAUGGUGUAGGGACAUGGAUUGAGAAAGAGGAAGCGAAGUUUAGCAACGUUCAAGACGAGGGAAAGAAGAGGAGGGCAGAGACUAUGCGGCAGGCUCUUGUAGACAUGGGUAGGGGCAGGGAUGAUGUUGGAUACUCACUGGAAGGAUGA
Messenger RNA from Lithohypha guttulata, 1107 nucleotides. RefSeq lists its product as uncharacterized. Lineage: Eukaryota; Fungi; Ascomycota; Eurotiomycetes; Chaetothyriales; Trichomeriaceae. The record is from RefSeq and is a predicted model, not a curated record. The coding region runs from base 1 to 1107 and encodes 368 amino acids. The transcript has a single exon.